GUGUGAUCCACCCAAGAACGUUAGACCAGUUCUCACCAUGGCUACCCCAAGAUGUUCCCUCGUUUCUUCUAUAAUUAUGAUACCCCGGAUUUGCCAGCAUGUCGUCUUCUCCCAUCGAGUGAACUCCGCACUACAACAAUAUGCAAGCUCUGCCAUACGCUAUUCCCGCUGCAGCGGCAGCUCUUGCGUACCUUGAUGGCCGCCACGCCAUCAGCUAUGACCUGAAGCUCCUCGGUCCAUUCGUGGCCACGCAGCUGUUUGCCGCGAAGCGACACGAACGCAACGACGACAUCAACCUCUUUUACGCUCUCGAGAACCACGCGAAAUCCGCCAACGCAGGCCAUGUUUGGAUCAUCUUCCAGGGCAAGCAGUACACAUAUGCGCAGGCCUACGAGAUUGUGCUGAAAUAUGGCACAUGGCUGAAGAGCAAGGGCGUCCAAAAGAACGAGAUUGUAGCCAUGGACUUCAUGAACUCCGAGCUGUUCAUAUGGAUCUGGUUCGGCUUGUGGAGCAUUGGCGCGAAACCCGCAUUUAUCAAUUAUAACCUGACGGGAAAACCAUUGCUACACACAAUCCGCACGUCCACCGCAAGACUCGUCCUCGUCGGGGAAGAGAGCAGGGGGAAAUUUUCAGAAGAUGUCAUGGCAGAGCAUGGCUUCACUGCCGUGUCGACCGAAGGACCUCCGCCGGAGCAACCCGCAAACUACCACUUCCACCUUGAAGGCGGUGACACUUCCGCCUCUGUUGCAAGACACUCCAAGGUGCACUCUGUGGAUUCCGCACAGCCACAGCGACGGAAGUUGGAACUCAUUUUCUUCGACAAGGGGCUGGAGGCAUUCAUCUUGGAGACGAAGCCUAUACGACAACCCAAUUCUGAGCGUGGAAAUCAACAGAAGAAUGACAUGGCUAUGUUGAUUUACACCUCGGGCACAACUGGCCUUCCUAAACCAGCCGUCAUGGCUUGGGGCAAAGCUACUUUGGGCAGCAAGUUCGUCGCGGGCUGGAUCCCUAUUAAGAAAACAGAUGUGAUGUACACUUCCAUGCCGCUCUAUCAUUCCUCCGCCUCGGUUCUCGGAGUCUGCGCAGUUCUGAACGCCGGCGCAACCAUCUGCUUGAGCAAGAAAUUCAGCCACAAGACCUUCUGGCCAGAAGUCCGAUCAUCAAACGCUACCAUAAUCCACUACGUAGGCGAGACGUGCAGAUACCUCCUCUCCGCACCUCCAUCCGACCAAGACAAGAGCCACAGAGUCUACUCCGCCUUCGGCAACGGCUUGCGCCCCGACGUCUGGCAACCCUUCAAAGACCGCUUCAACAUCGGCACCAUCCUCGAAUUCUACGCCGCCACCGAAGCCCCCGGCGGCAUGUGGAACCGCAGUACCAACUCCUUCAGCGCCGGCGCAAUCGGCCGCAACGGCACCCUGGCCCACCUUCUCAUGGGCUCCUCCCUCUGCGUCGUGAAAAUGGACCCGGAAUCCGAACCCCCGGAGCCCCUACGCGACCUCACAACGGGUCUGUGCAAAAUGGCCGGCUGGAACGAACCCGGCGAACUCCUCUACAAGCUCGACCCGCAAAACAUCUCGCUCAAGUUCCAGGGCUACUUCGGCAACGACAAGGCCACAAACUCCAAAAUCAUCCGCAAUGUGAAAGCGAAGGGUGACGCGUAUUUCCGCACCGGAGAUCUCAUGCGCUGGGAUAAGGAGGGAAGGUGGUACUUUGUGGACCGGAUAGGCGACACGUUCCGCUGGAAAGCAGAAAACGUGAGCACCGCUGAAGUCGCCGAUAUCGUCGGCAGGCAUCCCGCCAUCGAGGAGGCAAAUGUCUACGGCGUGCUUGUGCCUCGACACGAUGGGCGUGCGGGUUGCGCCGCUGUUGUGCUCAAGCCGGGAGAGUCGGUGCCGCCGUCAGAACACACGUUGAAGAGUUUGGCGGAGCACAUGACGAAGACUCUACCGGGUUUUGCGGUGCCGCUUUUCAUCAGGGUGACGAGGGAGAUGCAUACUACCGGGACGAAUAAGCAGCAGAAACAUCUGUUCCAGAGGGAUGGGAUUGAUGUGCGGAGGGUGGAGGAGGCGGGGGAUGUGCUGUAUUGGUUGAAGGAUGCGACUUAUCAGAGGUUCACGGAGAGGGAUUUGGAGAGGAUGUCUGGGGGAUUGGUGAAGUUGUGAUGGUCGUUGGGUCUUAAUGGGGACGGUGGUGUGGUUGUCGUCGCAGCGAACGCUUUGCACAGUUCCAGGAUGUUUCAUUUGCAUCUGACAUCUUUUCUAAAGGUCGUAUUGGUAUGUUGAUAUAUACCCUAUAUAGCGCAGUCUACACGAGUAUUCCUGUAGCAGUCAAUGUCUACAAAGGCACUGCUGGUCGUUGGCGAAGUGGGAAAUUGUCUGUCAUGUCGUCAGGUCAGACGAGUAACAGUAGGAGAGACGAGAUGGUGAU
Messenger RNA from Westerdykella ornata, 2430 nucleotides. RefSeq names its product long-chain fatty acid transporter-like protein. The transcript is spliced from 3 exons. The coding region runs from base 141 to 2165 and encodes 674 amino acids. Gene Ontology annotation, molecular function: long-chain fatty acid-CoA ligase activity; long-chain fatty acid transmembrane transporter activity. The record is from RefSeq and is a predicted model, not a curated record. Lineage: Eukaryota; Fungi; Ascomycota; Dothideomycetes; Pleosporales; Sporormiaceae.